Cygnus atratus (black swan) is the source of this 3190-nucleotide messenger RNA. RefSeq names its product oxidative stress induced growth inhibitor family member 2 (gene OSGIN2). Lineage: Eukaryota; Metazoa; Chordata; Aves; Anseriformes; Anatidae. The record is from RefSeq and is a predicted model, not a curated record. The transcript is spliced from 8 exons. The coding region runs from base 889 to 2424 and encodes 511 amino acids.
GGUGGAGGUGGUGGCGGCAGGAGGAGGAGGAGGAGGAAGAGGAGGAGGAGCGGGAGCCGCGGACCGGCGCCUCCCCGCAGCCCCGCCGCUGGGCCCCACCGGCGCCCCCCAUGCCCGUGUGGUGCUGCCGCUGCUCCUUGGCCGGUCCCGUCAGUUAACCGAAAAGCACUAAAGAGCAGAAAUGACGACGAGGUGCAGAAUCCCAGUAACGCAGUUAUGCAGUUACGUGGUGAGGCUACCAGAAGGUGAAGCGAGCUCCGGCGUUGGCACUGACUCACCCCCGUGCCCUCUUGCAUCUCUGCAGGACCAGAGGCAGUGAUAUCUUCACCAAAUCCCCGCCACUGCAAAGCUGUCUACCAGGAAUUUUUAUAAAUACGAAAACUUCUGGUACUUGCUGGCUUGCACUGUUCAAGGCUUAGGGACCACUAACUCGCAUCUUCCUAACUCAGGAUCUGACCGGGUUUGGGUAUGAUGACCUUACAAAGGAAGGACAUGCGCCUGACAGCGGUGCUUCAUCUGCUGCUUCAUAGGCACAAUAGCUGAGGAACUGCGUGUUGUAUGCAGGCAUUUCUGAGCAAGUUUAGCAGAUGAAGUGUGUGCUUCUUCAGUGACCUGGAAAGAAUUGAGAAAGAGCUACUAAAUAAGCAGCAGAUGAUCUAAAACAAGUCUUCAUAGUAUAGAAGCAUGUUUAGAGUGAAGAACUAUGAGAGGAACCCAAGUCCAUGUUGCAUAGAGCUGACAAAUCUUAAGGAAAUGACGAGUGGUGAAAACAGUCUCUCCUACAAUAGCUGACCUGAAUGAAAUUACAGUGGCCCUGAAACUGAAGGACAGCUUUUGAAUUCCUUCGUCCAGUAUUUUGGUGACAGCCUUGGGAGGAAGAUUAAAAGAAUGCCUUUAAUAGAAGAAACUGUUCUGCCUGGGGACUCUCUCCUUACUCUGCCUGUAGUAAUAAUAGGAAAUGGACCUUCAGGAAUUUGUCUUUCGUACCUGCUGUCUGGAUACAGGCCAUAUUUGUCUCCUGAAGCUGUACAUCCAAACCCCAUUCUACAUACAAAACUAGAAGAAGCUCGACAUCUUUCCAUUGUUGAUCAGGAUCUAGAGUACCUGUCUGAAGGCCUCGAAGGACGCUCUUCAAACCCAGUUGCUGUGCUUUUUGAUACACUGCUUCAUCCUGAUGCUGACUUUGGGUAUGACUACCCACCAGUUUUGCACUGGAAGCUAGAGCAACAUAAUUAUAUUCCCCAUAUAGUGCUUGGUAAAGGACCACCUGGUGGCGCUUGGCAUUCCAUGGAAGGCUCUAUGCUAACAAUCAGUUUUGGAGACUGGAUGGAACUACCCGGACUCACCUUUAAGGAGUGGGCAGCUAGCAAGCGCAGAAAUAUAAAGAAUGACCGAGUAAUACCAGAAGAAAUUGCUUGCUAUUAUAAACACUAUGUUAAAGUCAUGGGCCUCCAGAAGAAUUUCAGAGACAAUGUUUAUAUAACAUCAGUAUCCAGACUUUAUCGAGGAGAGGAUGAUGAAGAUAGAAGUCAACUAAGUGAAGAUAUUUCAACGCAGCAUUUGGAAAUGGAAGAUGGACAGAAAUCACUGAUCAAGCGAAACUGGGAAGUCAGAGGUUAUCAGCGAGCGACGGAUGGUUCUCAUGUGCCCUUCUGCCUCUUUGCUGAGAAUGUGGCUCUUGCCACUGGAAGCUUUGAUUCUCCUGGCCGACUACAAGUUGAAGGAGAAGACUUUCCUUUUGUGCUUCAUUCCAUGUCUGACUUCGGGGCUGCUAUCAGCAAAGGAAAGCUACGUGGGAAAGCAGACCCUGUAUUAAUUGUGGGUGCCGGACUUACAGCGGCUGAUGCAGUACUGUGUGCCUACAACAACAACAUCCCAGUAAUUCACGUGUUUCGUAGAAGAGUUACUGAUACAAGCCUGAUUUUCAAACAGUUACCUAAAAAGCUUUACCCUGAGUACCAUAAGGUCUAUCAUAUGAUGUGUACUCAGUCACACACUGUGGACUCUAAUCUGCAUUCUGCUUACACUAGUUUCCCUGAACACAAUGUACUUUCCUUCAAGCCUGAAAUGAAGUGUGUUCUUCAGAGUGCCUCUGGACUGAAGAAAAUUCUGAAGUUCUCUGUAGCCUUAGUUCUGAUAGGUUCUCACCCAAACCUUUUCUUUCUAAAGGACCAAGGACAUAGCAUAGGUCACCACUCAAAUCAGCCCAUCACAUGCAAGGGGAAUCCUAUAGAGAUCGAUCCAUAUACUUAUGAAUGCACUAAAGAAGCAAACCUCUUUGCUUUAGGUCCUCUGGUUGGAGACAACUUUGUACGGUUUUUAAAAGGAGGUGCAUUGGGCAUUGCACGAUGCUUGGCGAUAAGACAAAAGAAGAAACAUGAAUUGAUUGAAAGUGGGGAUGGAGGAGGUGAUGGGGUACCUUAAAUAAGGCAUUAGAAACUUUCACAUACGAAAUUAGACGUAGUCUAACAAAAUACUGACAGCAAAAGUUGUUAGCAGUCAUAUUUCUGUAUACAAGUAACCUGUACUUGUAUUGUUCAGUAAAGGAUGCUAAUACCACUAUACUUCCUUUUCAAAAUACAAAAAUUUGAUCUGCUGUUACAACUGAUCUCUACUCCACUGGAAUUACUUCCAGAGAAACAGAAAAUGAGACUAACUGCUAUUGACCUGCCUGUCAUCUCUUGCUCAGCUUGAAAGAGCAGACUUCCUCUGGGAAAAGCAAUGCAUGCCAGAGGGGGUUUAUCUUGUAGUGUCAAACCUGACAAAAUAUUCUUAUCCUGAAAUUAAGAUCAUUUUUAAAAGCAGAAGACUCCUAGUACAAAGUGAUUCUUGGUCCCAAAGCAAAUUUGGAGCCUUCUGCUUGAAGUGAGGAUUUUAUUUAUUUGCCAUAGUAACACAGGAAGAAUGAGCACUUAAUAAAAUGGUCUUUACUAUGCGAAGGAUUUCUGUAAGCUGAGAAGUAUUGGUCAACAGUUCCAAAUUAUUCAACUUGGAAAUUGGAAUAAAAGAACAGGCAUUCCCGUUUAAUCUUCAGUGCAUGAUUUGACAAUUCAUUCAUAUUUUUUCACACUAUGCCUAGAUUUUGGUGAGUGCAGAAAGACUAUGACAUGAAAUGUUCCCCUUCAGUGAUGUGUAUGUUCUGAGAAUACUCAUCAACAUAAACAAUAAAGUACUGAUGUAAGUGCUCUUA